UAUGACGCUGGAGGACUUCAGUGUGCGCACACUCUACGACAAACUGGAGGACCAGAGUCUGCACAUAGCUGCUCAGCUGAGUAGGCACAGACAGGAUGCAUUGGCCUUCUACAGGGCUGCCAGCCAGCAGCUACAGGGACUCCAGGAUUUUCUGCAGGGCAUCAGACUGACGGAACUUUCAUCUCUGGUCAGGGACAAACACUCUGAGCCAGGGGUCAACACCCAGGUGGAAACAGCUACUGGAGGGAGUGGGGAAUCACAGGAAACAAGAGUCAGUCACACGGCCGCAUCUCAGACGGACUCCUGGCAGCUUGCUCCAGACUGUCCUCCAAGAAUCUCUCCCUGGGGCUUUCAGCCAGAGCUCAACAGAGCCAUCACUGCCCUGGCAUCAGUACUUUCUCAGGUUCGAGAGCCACCAGUUGGGGCCAGCAGAAAGGCCUCUAGUCAACAUGAUGAGCAGUCUUGCGUGAUGAGCAGUGAGGACUCACCCACGGCGGGACAGCCUCUGUUCCAUGACCAGGAACCUCGGAGCGUAAGACCCAAGCAGGCCCCAGAACCUCUCCAGAUCCCCCAGGAAGACACUGAAGGAAGGGAUGCUCAGACUCCAAGUCCUGCGAAGUGGAUCCUUGGGGCUGGACUCAGACAUAGACCCGAUGUGGAGUUGCAGAAAAAGACAUGGCAGGUGGAAGAAGCUCUGGAUGAGCUGAAUGAGGAAUUCUUUCGGCUCAGUGCUCAAGCCUUGGAGCUCCAGAAGGAGGGUGACAAACUGGACCGAAUUCCCCCAGGGGAAGACAACACCUCUGUGUGGGCAGCUGUGAAGCUAGUUCAACCUGUAGAGUCACAGGUGCAGGAUGCCGCCCUAGUUCCACCUGCAGAGUACCAGGUGCAGGAUGCCGCCCUAGUUCCACCCGUGGAGUACUAG
Molecule: messenger RNA, 922 nt
Organism: Myodes glareolus (Bank vole)
Lineage: Eukaryota; Metazoa; Chordata; Mammalia; Rodentia; Cricetidae
Source: RefSeq, a predicted model, not a curated record